AUGAGUGAGCGAGGUGCCCAAGGUUCAUCCAAUGCCGCUGCAGCCGCGAGCAUCCACUCGUUAUCGCAGCUUCCUUUCAUCCGCCUCGCCGGCCGCGGCACCACCCCCAACCCAGCGCCCAUUCGGCUGUUCGGGUUCGACGUCCCACCCGGCGCUGCCACGGUCGUCUCCCCCUCCGUGGCCAAAGACGCCGGCGCCAAAGAUACCACCACCACAGCCGCAGAGGCGGCAAACCAAAUGGCCCCGGGUCCGGGCGCAAGUGGCGGCGGCGGCGGCGGAGACGGCCGGAGGUUCGAGUGCCGCUACUGCUGCCGGAACUUCCGGACGUCGCAGGCGCUGGGCGGGCACCAGAACGCGCACAAGCAGGAGCGGCAGUUCGCGAAGCGGGCGCGCUUCCAGACGGCCAUGGCCAUGCGCCACGGCAAGUACUACCACCCGCUCCCGCUGGACCCCGCUCGCCUCCACCCGAGCUACGCCGGCUUGCCGCCGCCGCACUACCCCACGUGGACCGCAGGUGCCGCAUAUUACAUCACGCCAGGGACGAUCCCGCACCAGAUCAUUGGCAGCCAGGCGAUGCCCAAACUCUGGCAGCCCCGUGCCGGCGGCUCCGCCGCCCUUGGUGCGGCGACGACGGUGGUGGCCACGCGGCGUCAAGAUCGGCCUCUGUCUUUGCUCGGGCGACAGCAGGCAGUGGCGGCGGCGGGAGGUGCCGGCUCGGCAACGGUCUCCCAGUCGACCUUCUCAUCAUCAUGGUCCACUUCGCCGCAGGAGCGCCCCAGCCUACCGGAGCUAAAGCAGAAUGUGAGUUUGGAUCUAAGUUUGUAG
Panicum hallii is the source of this 825-nucleotide messenger RNA. RefSeq names its product zinc finger protein GIS-like. Bases 1 to 825 code for a protein of 274 amino acids. The record is from RefSeq and is a predicted model, not a curated record. Gene Ontology annotation, molecular function: DNA-binding transcription factor activity. The transcript has a single exon. NCBI's taxonomy places the organism in Eukaryota, Viridiplantae, Streptophyta, Magnoliopsida, Poales, Poaceae. Gene Ontology annotation, biological process: trichome morphogenesis; trichome differentiation; response to gibberellin.